GGAAGCGGUUCUUUGUGGAAAUCCACUGGGUGAGAACAUCAAACUUAAAAGCUUCUUUAUCAGCAGGAGGAUGUCGGUGCCGCGGACGCUGGGUGAGCUGCAGCUGUACCGUGUGCUGCAGAGGGCCAACCUGCUCAUGUACUACGACACCUUCAUCCAGCAGGGCGGCGACGACGUACAGCAGCUAUGCGAGGCCGGAGAGGAGGAAUUCCUUGAGAUUAUGGCCCUGGUCGGCAUGGCCACGAAGCCUUUACACGUGCGACGCUUACAGAAAGCCUUGCGUGACUGGGCUGCCAAUCCUGCCAUCUUCAACCAGCCCAUGACGUCCACCCUGUCCCCCGGAGGCAUCCCACUUCUUAAGAUUGACAGCAUUGUUGGCUCGAGGAAGUCUUUAAGCAAUGGCCAGCCGGCGUCCCCUUGUGACCGGGACGAUCACGGAGCUUGUCUGACUCCGCUCCGAGAGAACGGCAGUCCCAGGAGUCCAUGCUCUCAGGCGUCUCCGCUUCCUCCAGAUCAUCUUUACAGGGACAAACUGUCCCCCAUGGAGCCUCACUGGCUCAGUCCCGAAUUAGAUGGAACCGCAGGAGCAGAGGAAGACCAGCCCAGCCCACCUUUGCCUCUUUUAGUGCAUUCCAGGCCCGUCGGUCCCUCGACGCCUCCCACGUCUUCUUCUUCGUCCACGGCGUCCUCUCCCUGGCCCGGAGGACAGCUGGACGCAGACACGGCGAAGGCGGUGGGGGAAAGUGUAGAACGAUUGUUCAGGACGGUGCCGCACACGGACACAUCCGAGGUCAAAAGUCUCCUCAGGCUGAAUAAGAAGAUGGCCAAGACGGUGGGUCACAUUUUUAACAUGGAGCCGCACGACCAGAGCAAAGAGGAGGAGAUUCGCAAGUACAGCCUCAUCUACGGCCGCUUCGACUCCAAGAGGCGCGAGGGCAAGCAGCUCACCUAUCACGAGAUGAUCAUCAAUGAAGCGGCUGCUCAGUUCUGCAUACGAGACAACGCCCUGUUAUUAAGACGAGUGGAACUCUUCUCGCUGGCACGACAAGUGGCGCGGGAAUGUGCCUACACCUCGACACUGAAACACAGCAGGACCAACCCCGAGGACAGCACCACUAACUCCACAGACGGCAGCGCUCUCAAAAGAAUCAAACUCGAGGUCCCCGAUGCAGACGGCGUCAAUCUGACGCGUGGCUCCAGAGGUUCGGAGUCAGGGAUCCACACCAGUCUCAGGUCGGCGGCCGACGACGACAGCCUGUCGGGAGAGAGUCUGGACAGCCUGAGCCACGAUGUAGGCCAUCAGUCGCUUUCCUCGUCGUCCCCCCGUCCCCUCGCCGACACUGUUGGUCCUGUCACUUGGAGUCGCCAGCUCAUGCAGCAAACGCUCAUGGACGAGGGCCUACGAUUGGCUAGAAUGGUGUCGCGGGACCACGCGAGCAAAGUCAGCCUAGGGUCAGAGACGAGACAGACUUCAGAGCUGGAGGGUCGAGUAUCAGAGAGACGGGGUGUAAAUGCAACCCAUCGGAACAUCAGUCCUGCCAAAGAUGAUCCGUAUUAAAAGACCACCAGCAGCACUAGCAGGAACCUGCAGAACUCAGGGCUCAAAGAUCUCCAACUCUCCAGAGAUGCUCACAUCUGAUAUCCAAAAACUGUAGUGGAAGGUCCUACGUCAGAAUGAUCUAGUUGUAUGAUUCAGCGAGUGACUGGUGUGUAGUAUUAAUCAGAUCAGGUCCAUGUUCAGCACAGUUUGAUGAAUUUACUCAUCACUGUGGGUUGAGUCUCACUGGCUGCUCUAAAUUGCCCCCAUGUGGAUUGAGUAAGUAAAUGUGUAAUGUGUUCUGGUGUGUUGAUGUGUAUUCCUGCCUUACAACUUUUAGGGUGGAGCUGAACCCAGUGCGACCCUGAUUUAGAUUAAUCGAUAAAAUAAAUUACUGAAAGGAUAAGUGAAGCAUGUCAUAAGGCACACAUGUACCAUAGACCAAUCCAUCACAGGGCAUCGUAUACUCCUUCACUUACACCUAGAUGUAGUUUAGCCAGUUCUUCAUCCAGGUCCUCAGGGCUGGUGUUGUGCGUCACCCACUUCUACCAGCAGCGACACCUUAACGCCAGGAGCAAAUCAGAUCUGCAAAUAUUCUGAAAUAGCUCAUUCCCCCUUUUAGUCAUAGCCAUCUGUGCAGCCAUCGGUGGUUGACAUCCCUGCUGAACAUGAUGAUAAAUUGAGUUGAAUUGAGUUCUAGAAUAAAAGAAUCACAGAUCUGUGCUGAAUUCUGGAUAUAAAAGAUCAGCAAGAGGGAUUUUUUGUGUAAAUAAUACCAAACUCACUUCGCUAACACCAACCACUAAGUGUAGGUGUGUUUCAGUCUCCUGAUGGAACACGUUCAUGACGCAGACUGUGUAGAAUUAGGUUGUGACGUGAUAACUGAAGCACUUUUAAACCCCGUGUCGUCGUGGAUCACAUGAACAUUAACACUAAUAUUACUGAACCUUUACGGACGACGCAUUUCUGAGCUGUGCUAAAGCUUUCAGACGUUCGUUUGUGUGCUGUUUGAAAAUUAAAUGCAGAAAAUGAUCCAGAUUAAAAUCCCUUAAUGUUAUGAUGAUAGGUCUGUCCACUAAUGUACCUCCUGUAGUAGAAAUCAUUGUCAUACUGUCAU
This is a messenger RNA of Trichomycterus rosablanca, 2654 nucleotides long. RefSeq names its product NGFI-A binding protein 2 (EGR1 binding protein 2) (gene nab2). The transcript is spliced from 7 exons. The coding region runs from base 71 to 1558 and encodes 495 amino acids. Gene Ontology annotation, biological process: negative regulation of DNA-templated transcription. Gene Ontology annotation, cellular component: nucleus. The record is from RefSeq and is a predicted model, not a curated record. NCBI's taxonomy places the organism in Eukaryota, Metazoa, Chordata, Actinopteri, Siluriformes, Trichomycteridae. Gene Ontology annotation, molecular function: transcription coregulator activity; transcription factor binding.